This is a messenger RNA of Hypanus sabinus (Atlantic stingray), 252 nucleotides long. Its product is annotated as tubulin beta-4B chain-like. Gene Ontology annotation, cellular component: microtubule; cytoplasm. Gene Ontology annotation, biological process: microtubule cytoskeleton organization; mitotic cell cycle. The transcript has 3 exons. Lineage: Eukaryota; Metazoa; Chordata; Chondrichthyes; Myliobatiformes; Dasyatidae. Gene Ontology annotation, molecular function: GTP binding; structural constituent of cytoskeleton; GTPase activity. Bases 1 to 252 code for a protein of 83 amino acids. The record is from RefSeq and is a predicted model, not a curated record.
AUGACAGAGUUCUGGGAAGUCAUCAGUGAUGAACAAGGCAUCGACUGCACUGGGACCUACAGAGGUGACAGUGACUUGCAGCUGGAAAGGAUCAAUGUCUAUUACAAUGAAGCCACAGGUGGCAAGUACGUACCCAGGGCCAUACUGGUCGAUCUGGAGCCGGGCACGAUGGACUCCGUACGGUCGGGGCCCUUCGGGCAGAUCUUCCGACCUGACAACUUUGUUUUUGGUGAGUGGUCAGCCAGGGACUAA